GACGCUCCCACACACAAACAAGUUUGGAGUAAUAAUGAGUAAUUUGUAGAUGGUAGUGGCACUUGUUGUGUGUGAAAUUCUCGUGUCUCCCCGGUGCAAUUAAAUAAUUAAUAAACAAAUUAAAUAUAUUUAGAAAUAAUUGAGUUAUUAAAUAAAUAGUUAUAUUUGCAAUGUCGAAAUUUCAUAAAGUUGAAAUUAAUAAAACAGAAUGGGAAGUUCCAGAAAAAUAUCAGAUGCUGACACCAGUCGGGUCUGGUGCUUAUGGACAAGUAUGCUCUGCAUUGGAUGUUAAGACAAAUCAAAAAGUUGCAAUUAAAAAAUUAGCACGACCAUUUCAAUCAGCUGUACAUGCUAAAAGAACAUAUCGUGAAUUACGUAUGUUAAAACAUAUGAAUCAUGAAAAUGUGAUUGGUCUGUUGGAUGUAUUUCAUCCAGCUUCAACAAUUGAAGAUUUCCAACAACUAUAUCUUGUAACACAUUUAAUGGGUGCUGAUUUAAAUAACAUUGUUAGAACACAAAAAUUAUCAGAUGAUCAUGUGCAAUUUCUUGUUUAUCAAAUAUUGAGAGGAUUAAAAUAUAUACACUCAGCUGGUAUUAUACACAGGGACCUGAAACCAUCUAACAUUGCUGUUAAUGAGGAUUGUGAUUUAAAAAUUCUUGAUUUUGGUUUAGCAAGACCAACUGAAACUGAAAUGACUGGAUAUGUUGCUACCAGAUGGUACAGAGCACCAGAAAUAAUGCUCAAUUGGAUGCAUUAUAAUCAAACUGUUGAUAUUUGGUCUGUUGGAUGUAUCAUGGCUGAAUUAUUAACUGGAAGAACAUUAUUUCCUGGCACAGAUCAUAUUCAUCAAUUGAAUCUCAUAAUGGAAGUUUUGGGAACUCCACAUGACGAGUUUAUGCAGAAAAUGUCAUCAGAAUCGGCUCGAAAUUAUAUUCAAAGUUUACCACCAUUAAAAAAGAAAAAUUUUAAAGAUGUUUUUCGAGGAGCAAAUCCACAAGCAAUCGAAUUGCUUGAACUUAUGCUGGAACUUGAUGCUGAUAAACGUAUAACAGCUGAACAAGCCUUGGCUCAUGCAUAUCUAUCGCAAUAUGCUGAUUUAACUGAUGAACCAGUAUCAUCACCAUAUGAUCAAAGCUUUGAAGACAUGGAUCUUCCAGUUGACAAAUGGAAAGAGCUUAUUUAUCAUGAAGUUGUUACAUUUAAACCACAACAAUUAAUAUCAACAACAUCAUCAACAUCAUCAUCACAUGAACCUGAUCAUCAAUCGUAGUACCUUUGUUUUCAUAAUUAAUUAAUUAAUUAAUUUUUCUAUAUAUAAUAAAUUGUUCAAACAAUUGAACAUUUCGAAUAAUAAAUAAAACGUGCAAGACUAACAAUAAUGUAAAUAUUAAUAUAUUUCAAUUAAACUUGAUUAUUUUGUUGAAAUAAACAACAAGAAAAAUUAUUGUAAAAUAAAGUAUAGUUUUUUUUUUUUUUUUUCUAUCAAAUGUAAGAUGAUAAAUAACAAAUAAUUAUUAAAGUUUAAUAAUAAGUAUAUAAUUUUGUUUGUAUAAUUAUUAUUUUUUAUUUUAAACAUAAAAUAUUUUGUACAAUUGUCAAAAUAUUAAUUAAUUAAUUAAUUAUAUCAUUGUUAUUGUUAAGUUCAAUUUGUUAAUUGUUUCUUUAUUAUAAAAUCAUGUGUUUUUUUUUUUCUUUUCUAAAAUUAUAUAUAUAUUUUUUAAAAACAUUUGUUUUUACUCCGAAAUAUAAAAUUCUUGAAAAUAAAUAAAAAUUAUAAAUAGAAUAAAAAAUUAUUGUCAUUAUUAUUAUCAAAUAUUUUAAAUAAAAAAUCAAAAAUUUUAAUUUG
Messenger RNA from Aphidius gifuensis, 1847 nucleotides. RefSeq names its product mitogen-activated protein kinase p38b-like. Gene Ontology annotation, molecular function: ATP binding; MAP kinase activity. Gene Ontology annotation, cellular component: nucleus; cytoplasm. Gene Ontology annotation, biological process: intracellular signal transduction; protein phosphorylation. The record is from RefSeq and is a predicted model, not a curated record. The coding region runs from base 171 to 1271 and encodes 366 amino acids. Lineage: Eukaryota; Metazoa; Arthropoda; Insecta; Hymenoptera; Braconidae. The transcript is spliced from 8 exons.